GGAGAAAUCCAAAGCGGAAGUGAGGAAGAAGCGAAGUAGGAAACUUUGUUUGGACUGUGGGGGGAACCCAGAAGUUGUCAUCCCCACCGGAGCUGCGUGAUGAGAAGAGCAGAAGGAACUUUUGCUCCACGGACGAAGCCGACCCUGUGACCGAGACACGAUGGGACUUCCACCGCUGGAGUUCAGCGACUCGUUCGUGGACAGCCCGGACUUCAGGGAGCGCCUGAAGUGCCAUGAGUUCGAGCUGGAGCGAACAAAUAAAUUCAUCAAGGAGCUCAUCAAGGAUGGAAAUAUGCUGAUCACUGCGCUCAAGAGUCUUUCUGCUGCUGUCCAGAAGUUUUCUCAGUCCCUGCAGGAGUUCCAGUUUGAGUGCAUAGGUGACGCAGAAACAGAUGAUGAGGUGAACAUCGCCCAGUCAUUUAAAGAGUUCUCCCAGCUGCUGAACACGGUUGAAGAGGAAAGAAGACGUUUGAUUCAGAAUGCAGAUGAUGUCUUGAUUGCUCCCUUGGAGAAAUUUCGCAAGGAGCAAAUCGGUGCAGCGAAGGAGGUAAAGAAAAAAUUUGAUAAGGAAACAGAGAAAUACUACUCCACACUUGAGAGACACCUCAACCUGUCAUCUAAGAAGAAAGAGGCAUAUCUGCAGGAGGCCGACACGCAUAUUGAUAAAGAGAGACAACUCUUCUAUGACGCCUCCCUUGAGUACGUUUUCAAAAUACAAGAAGUGCAAGAGAAGAAAAAAUUCGAGUUUGUUGAGCCGCUCCUGGCCUUUCUUCAGGGUUUGUUUACGUUCUACCAUGAAGGAUAUGAGCUGGCUCAGGAAUUUGAGCCAUACAAACAGCAACUCCAGUUCAACCUCCAGAAUACACGAAACAACUUUGUGAGCACCAAGCAGGAAGUGGAGAAGCUGAUGCAGAGGAUAAGGUCUGCAGAUCAGGACUAUAAGCCCCCAGGCCAGUGGACGAUGGAGGGCUUCCUGUACGUCCAGGAGAAACGUCCUCUGGGAUGCACUUGGACACGUCACUACUGCACGUACGAGAAAGGCAGCAAGACAUUCACCAUGAGCAACACCGAAAACAAGUCAGCUGGGAAACAGAAUGGCCUUGUCCUGAGUCAGCCAGAGAUUUUCAAGCUCAAGUCCUGCAUUCGAAGGAAGACAGACUCCAUCGACAAGCGUUUCUGCUUUGACAUUGAAGUGGCUGGGAGAAAUGACAUCUGUCGUGGAACUCUUUUCAGGCCGCUUCAGUUUUUCUGUAAAGUCCGGCAUGGCGUUAUGACACUGCAGGCGCUGUCGGAGUCCAACAGAAAACUGUGGCUGGAGGCCAUGGAUGGCAAGGAGCCGAUUUACAACCUGCCAGCUAUAUUAAGCAAAAAGGAGGAGACAUAUCUUAAUGAGGCGGGUUUUAACUUCGUAAGGAAAUGCAUCGACCUGGUCGAGAAGAGAGGGAUAAGCACGAUGGGGUUGUACAGGAUCGGAGGGGUCAACUCCAAAGUGCAGAAGCUGAUGAGCACAGUCUUCUCUUCGAAGGCGCCUGCAGAUAUGGAGCUGGAUCCUGAGAUGUGGGACAACAAAACUAUCACCAGCGGUUUGAAGAAUUACCUCAGAUGUCUGUCUGAGCCUCUAAUGACUUUCAAGUUCCACAAAGAUUUCAUCCUGGCUGUCAAGUCGGAUGACCAGAACUACAGGGUGUGUGCUGUCCAUGCUUUGGUCCACAAGCUACCAGAGAGGAACAGGGAAAUGCUGGAGUUACUAAUCAAACAUCUUGUCACAGUUUCUGCACAAAACCAGUCCAACUUGAUGACGGUGUCGAACCUGGGCGUUAUCUUUGGGCCCACUCUGAUGCGCUCGCAGGAGGAGACUGUCGCUGCUAUGAUGAACAUCAAGUUCCAGAACAUUGUUGUGGAAAUACUCAUCGAGAACUUUGAUAAGGUCUUCCACCAGCCCCCGGAUCCCAACGUGCCGCUGCCACAGCCGCAGAGCAGGCUCAGCUCCCGCAGGAGCCGAGCCAUUUGUAUGUCCAAGGGGCCUCGCAAACCCCGCAGUCUCUACACUCCAACUCUGUGCCUGGCUGAUGCAGAAAAUCCCUGCAUAGGUGACACUUUAAGCAGCAGUCCCAGCAGUACCCCUAUGGGCAGCAUGGAGUCUCUGUCCUCCCACUCCUCGGAGCAGAAUGCCUCGUCCAAAGCAGCUUCCUCCAGGCAGAAGACGGGUCAAAGCAAGUCGGACCUCCUGCCCCGGACGCCAUCUCAGCUCUCAAACGGCCCCAGAAGCACAGUGUGUGUUAGCAACCCUGAGUCCAGCUCCAGGGAGGAUGCGGGGCGAACAGAUGCAGAGUCAGAGGACGCUCUCAGCCUGUCCUCAGUCAGCACCACACCCAGACUGUCUCCUGCUCCAAGGAAAGCCCCCCAUUUCAACACUGACCUCAAGUCAGCGCUGCUGACCCGCUCUGCUUCUCCCUCGCUCAAAUCCCUGCACAUAUCUGAAGGCCACAGGAGCAGCUCUGGAUCUGUUCAAAACUUAUUAACACUGGAGAACAAAGAGAGUCUAAAACCUUCAGAGCACCCAGAUCUACCACCCAAAGUAGUGAUCCGCCGCAGGAUGGACGGGUCCGCCAACAACGGCUACCAAAGACCAGGAUCAGUGGUUGCUGCCAGAGCACUGAUCUUUGAAAACCCCCUCUCCCUACAGCCUGCACAAGUUGGAAGAGAUGCCAAGGCAAUGUACUCCUGUGAGGCAGAGCACAGCAAUGAGCUCAGCUUCCCCCAGGGGGCGCACUUCACUAAUGUCUACCCCUCCGUGGAACCAGGCUGGCUCCAAGCAACAUACGAGGGGAAAACAGGUUUAAUCCCAGAGAAUUAUGUUCUUUUCCUGUAGCAGAUGGUACGCUUACCUUUUUUUCAUGGCAUCCAUGGAAAAAUACACCUUUAUAACUGUAACAAUAUGGCAUUUUCACCAGAUAUUUAGGAGGCCAGUGUUUAAAUUAUGAUAUGGUUGGGGGGACCUGCAGAUAUUAAGAGGAAAUACAGUAGAGAUUACUGUAAAAUAUAAAUAUAAAAAACA
Austrofundulus limnaeus is the source of this 3058-nucleotide messenger RNA. RefSeq names its product rho GTPase-activating protein 42. Gene Ontology annotation, molecular function: GTPase activator activity; protein binding. The record is from RefSeq and is a predicted model, not a curated record. Gene Ontology annotation, cellular component: cytoplasm. The transcript is spliced from 25 exons. Lineage: Eukaryota; Metazoa; Chordata; Actinopteri; Cyprinodontiformes; Rivulidae. Bases 161 to 2872 code for a protein of 903 amino acids. Gene Ontology annotation, biological process: signal transduction.